UCGAUUGUCUUUUGUUUUCGUAGUAUUCAACAAAGUAUAAGAAAGUAUUAUUCCUUAUGCUAUGGUACCUAUUCGUGACAGAAUAUUAUUAUUUUUUACCGUGUGUGUUUGUCUGGUCAAAUAAUAAAUAGGUGCUUUUCAAACAUUCAUUUUUAAUAAUACAAAUAAUGCCUCAUCAAAUUAGUGACUGUGAAACCAAAAAGUUAUGUUUUUCUUAGUAUCAUUCAUGUGCUAUGUACAGUACUCGGCGAGAUUGCAGAAGACAUAUUAUUAUGUAUGUAUAAUACUUUAAAAAUUAUACCUUUGAAAAAUACGACACGCGAUACAUAACCACCAAACUAUUCUUGGAUGACUGGAUUAAGUACCACGAGAAAACGUACACCUCAAAACACAAUCAUCGGUCUAUAGGAGACCGGAAUACAGGUGUCGUAUACAUUCCAAGACUGACUGAUUGAGGGUACCCACGUCCAUUGAUCGAGUUCUCUUUUCUAUGUUCCAGCUGCGUACAAUACAGAUUACAGUCUACUUAGAAGGCUAACUUCAAUAUCCGACUUGUCUAAUUUGUGUUGGUUGUUGCACUUUUAUAUUAAUUAUUUUAACUCUAUUUCUGAUAUUAAUAUAUAACACUACAUUUAAAAAAUGCAUAAGUGCAUAGUUUGCGGCAAUAGAUAUGAUGACACCAAGAUCAAUCGUCCGGGAGUUAUUUAUCAUGGAAUUCCCAAAGAUGAAUGCAUGAGAAGAAAAUGGCUUAAAGUUUAUGGAAUUGAUCAUUGUUUUGAUUGGCAUCGUAUAUGUAGUGAUCAUUUUUUGGAAGAAAACUAUAAGCCAAGAAAAAAGCGAUUUUUAUUUUCAAAUACUAUUCCCCAACCUUAUAAUCGAAAUGGUUUUCCUUCUAAAUAUGCUACUCAAAGUAAUGGUGUUGAAACUGGAAAUAAUGUAAUUUUACCAAUGGAACAAAAUAUUAUAAAAGAGAAACAUAUUGGAAAUGCUGGUGUAAAUAAUUUAAAAUCACCCAGUCUUACUAGAAACAAUGAAGAUAUGAGUAAUAAAAAUUUGCCGAACCAUACUUUAAGACUUGGAGUGCGAUGUUCCGUUAAAAACUGCUUUAACAGGCUAUCAAAGAAUCUUAGUCUCUUUGGCUAUCCCAAAGAUUUCAAGUUGAGAAAAACAUGGUUAGAAAAAUUAGGAUUAAAAAACGAUCCGGCCGAUAUAGUAAUUAGUGGUAUACGAAUUUGUAGUACUCACUUUGAACUCGAUUGUUUCAAGAAUAUUAAAUUAAAGAACAGAUUAAAACCCGAUGCUGUUCCAUCAUUAUAUUUAGAUAAUGCACCUCCUGCUGCUUUGCCUGUGUCAAUUGAUGAGGCGCCUGUAUUGACGAGUACAUGUGAAGUUCAAUUCAUAAGUCAAAUGGAUAUGGAAGCUGCUGGACUGACGUCAGAAAGAAAACAAAACAAUGUAAUAGCACCUCCUGCUGCUUUAGCUGUGCCAAUUGAUGAGGCGCCUGUAUUGACGAGUACAUGUGAAGUUCAAUUCAUAAGUCAAAUGGAUAUGGAAGCUGCUGGACUGACGUCAGAUGGAAAACAAAACAAUGUAAUAGCACCUCCUACUGCUUUGCCUGUGUCAAUUGAUGAGGCGCCUGUAUUGACGAGUACAUGUGAAGAUCAAUUCAUAAGUCCAAUAGAUAGUGAAGCCGCUGAACAGACGUCAGAAGGAAAACAAAACAAUGUAAAAGAUGAUACAGAUAAUACUCCCAUGAUAAUUGACCUUACGAUUGAUGAUUCAUCUAAUAGUUCGUUGUCCAUUACCUUGGAACCAAUUGAGAAAAGAACCUCACAAUGUACUACAAUGGAUGUUUGCAAUACUGAAGAUGUACACGGGCUUAUUUUUGAAUUGUCUAAGGAAGUUGUACUUCCUAGUUUAUAUUGGAAGAGUGAACAUCUUAAUAUUGAAAAUGCAACACGGUUUUAUCAACAAAACGCUAAUGAUGUAACUGUGAAGAAAAUACAUUUUUAUAACAACCUUGUGCCAACUAUACAAAUAUAUGGCAAGGAAUAUGAAUAUAAAACGCCUAUUACAACAAUCAAAGAGUUAGACGAUCUUUUAGAAAAAAUCGAUAGUAUUGAAAAAUGUUAUGGUAGGGGUGGAUUUGUCUUUGAACAAUGUUUAGGGUAUUUUGAAAAUAGUUUAGUUAAUAUGUGUUCUGGCUGUGAAGGGUUGAUAAAAGAUCAAGAUUUGGAAAGAAUGAAAGCAAAAAUUGAAGCUAAAGACAAAGCUCUUGAAAGUCUAAGGAUUAGUAUUGCUGAAAAGCAAAAAAUGGUAUUAAAACUAAGAAAAAAAAUGGCAGAAACCAUAAGAAAUCGUCAACUUACAACGGCUUCAAACCUUUCCGCUGGACCUUCUGGAAUUUCAAAUAUUACAAAGCCAUAAAUAUUAUACAUUGUAAUUGCCAAUUUUAAGUCUAUUUAUUAGACAGUUGUAUUUUUGUUUUUGAAAAAAUUUUAAAAAUUUUAAAUAUUGAAAAUUGGAAUUCAUUGCAGCCUGUAAUAAAUUAUUUUUUAUAUGUUAAAAAAAAAUUAUCAAGUUUUUUUGAUUUUAAAGAACAAUUUUUCAUUGAAUAAUGACGUCUAUGUUCUAAAUUAUUUAUAUGCAUGUAUUUAAAUACUUUCUUUUAAUCAAAAACAAUUAUUAAUAUUAUUGUCAUUUUUAAAUUUCCUAUUAAAAAAAAAAUAUAUGAAAAAUGUGA
Molecule: messenger RNA, 2743 nt
Organism: Metopolophium dirhodum (rose-grain aphid)
Lineage: Eukaryota; Metazoa; Arthropoda; Insecta; Hemiptera; Aphididae
Exons: 10
Coding region: 640-2427 (595 amino acids)
Molecular function (GO): sequence-specific DNA binding
Source: RefSeq, a predicted model, not a curated record